Hyla sarda is the source of this 2515-nucleotide messenger RNA. RefSeq names its product metal response element binding transcription factor 2 (gene MTF2). Gene Ontology annotation, biological process: regulation of DNA-templated transcription; chromatin organization. The record is from RefSeq and is a predicted model, not a curated record. Gene Ontology annotation, molecular function: chromatin binding; DNA binding. The transcript is spliced from 15 exons. The coding region runs from base 257 to 2026 and encodes 589 amino acids. Lineage: Eukaryota; Metazoa; Chordata; Amphibia; Anura; Hylidae. Gene Ontology annotation, cellular component: nucleus.
ACCUCGAUGGCGGCCCGUGUGGCACAGGCGGGUCACGUGACUGCUCCCUCUAUGGAGGUGUACGGCCGUUGGUGAAGCUGUUUUGUAUUUACUCCCCCACAAUGCACCGCGCGCUCCGCGGGAAACCAAAAUGGCGAAGGUCUGCGACCGAACCGGGCCGUCCGCCGUGUGUGUGUAGAUUGUGGCCGGGGAGCGGACACGGAGCGCGCGGAUUGUGAUUUCCCUGGGGGGCGCUCGGCAUCACCGAGGAGACCGAAUGAGAGACGCAACUGCUGUCGGCAAUUCACUGGUCCUUAAAAGAUCCCCUAUCCGCCAAAAUAAGAAGGCCCCGAAGUCCUUGACUAAAGCGUCUGUACGGCAUGGACAGAAGACCGAGAGGCAGACUUGCAAAUUUGAAGAAGGUCAAGAUGUCUUAGCACGAUGGUCCGAUGGAUUGUUUUAUCUUGGAACUAUCAAAAAGAUAAAUUUGUUUCACCAGAGCUGUUUUAUCUUAUUCGAGGAUAGCUCCAAGUCUUGGGUGCUGUGGAAAGACAUUCAGACGGGAGCCUGUGAAGGUGGGGAAAUGGUUUGUACAAUAUGUCAGGAGGAAUAUUCUGAAGCACCAAAUGAAAUCGUUAUAUGUGACAAGUGUGGCCAAGGUUAUCACCAGCUCUGCCACAUGCCGAAGAUUGACCCCGGUAUUAUUGACACCGAUGAUAAAUGGCUGUGUCGACAGUGCGUGUUCGCCACUACAACCAAGAGGGGAGGAGCGCUGAAGAAAGGACCAAAUGCCAAAGCCCUGCAAGUCAUGAAGCAAACUCUGCCCUACAAUGUGGAAGACUUAGAAUGGGACGUCGGUCACAAGACCAAUGUACAGCAAUGCUACUGCUACUGUGGAGGCCCCGGAGAGUGGUACCUGAAGAUGCUGCAGUGCUGCAAAUGCAAACAGUGGUUUCACGAGGCCUGCGUGCAAUGUUUGCAGAAACCCAUGCUUUAUGGUGACAGGUUUUAUACGUUUAUUUGUUCAGUCUGCAAUUCUGGACCAGAAUACCUCAAACGUCUAUCUUUACGAUGGGUAGACAUAGCACACCUCUGCCUAUACAAUCUAAGUGUUAUUCAUAAAAAGAAGUACUUCGAUUCAGAACUUGAACUCAUCACGUAUAUCAAUGAUAAUUGGGAUCUGUUGCACCCUGGCGAGCUGGCAGAAACCCCCAAGUCAGAACGAUAUGAACAUAUUUUGGAUGCGUUAAAUGAAAAUAAGACUAUGUUUAUGUCUGGAAAAGAAAUUAAAAAGAAAAAACAUUUGUUUGGUCUGAGAAUUCGGGUUCCUCCUGUCCCUCCAAAUGCUGCUGUUAAACUUGAGAAGGAAGAAAGCGCCUCCCAUGAGUUCAAGAUCAAGGGCAGAAAGUCCUCCAAACUGCUGCCCGUCACAAAAGAGGAAAACAAUACAGAAGUCAAGAAACGGAAACCAGUGGGCCGCCCCCCGGGCUCUCACAGAAGGAAGAUCUUACAGAAUGACGCCUGUAAUUCGCCAUGUCCGAAAAUGGAGAUCGAUGGAGCAUUGAAAGCGAACCCUCCUGACUCACCAGAUCAAAGAAAGACGGCUGACAUCACCACUUUAUCAUCCAGUAACUCUGAUCUAGAGACCAAUGGAGCUGCUAGUUCUAAAGAAACUACCUCAGCCGGCCUGUCCAGUCCUCCGUCAGACAUGAGAAGAGUCACCCGCACAGGGCGUUCCUGGUCCGCCCCUUUACCGCCACCUAGAAAGCGCGGCCGCCAUCCCCGAAAAGCUCUUCAGGCUCAUAACUCGGACAUGAACGAAGAAAGGAAGGAGGAUUCUCAGCUCACCGGACUGAACAGCGAUAUUGUAAAAAACGUAGCAGAUCACGACCUACAGCUCCAUCACCUGAAGAAUUCUAUUACCAGUUACUUUGGGGCCGCGGGCAGGAUAGCGUGCGGCGAGAAAUACCGCGUUUUGGCUCGUCGGGUAACGCUUGACGGGAAGGUGCAGUAUCUGGUGGAGUGGGAUGGCGCCACGGCCUCCUGACCUCCGCUCUGGACAGCCUCGUACUCGGUUUUAUUUUUAUUUUUCCCCCCAGGUCUCUUGAAGUGAUAAAUAACUUAUUAUUAUUCACCCCUUUACUGCCAAAGUGCCUGCGUUACACAUGGUAGCAAACGGGUGCUGGAAUAGAGAAGAAGAUAUAGGUCUAUUUUUUAAUGCGUUUCGAGUGGUGACAAUAGAGAACAUUGCUUUUAACCAAAUAUCUGCAGCGGUGCACAUCUGCGAGGACGGCGCGGUUUACAGUAUUCUUAGGCCAACGUUUAAUGUUCUGUGUAUGUGGUGUAGUGCUGGUUAACCCUCUCCUGGAUGAGGUGCCACAACUUCUCCAAGUCACCUGACUUCCCUGUCCCUUAGUGCAUCAGGCCAAUCUGGAUCCGUUAUACUCUGAGAUAUAUAUACACACACACACGUCAUACAGUCACACAGUCAUGGCUGUAAAUGUUGGCACCCCUGAAAUGUUUCUAGAAAAUUAAG